Molecule: messenger RNA, 513 nt
Organism: Sinocyclocheilus rhinocerous
Lineage: Eukaryota; Metazoa; Chordata; Actinopteri; Cypriniformes; Cyprinidae
Product: tyrosine-protein kinase SgK223-like
Exons: 4
Coding region: 1-513 (170 amino acids)
Biological process (GO): protein phosphorylation
Molecular function (GO): protein kinase activity
Source: RefSeq, a predicted model, not a curated record
AUGAUAAGCUAUGAAAUCCUUAUAAUCAAACUAUUGGUGCCGAUUAAUUGGCAAAACCGAUACAUCGGUCGACCUCUACUGAAACGGCUCAAUGCAGACGACCCAUUUCUAAAGCGGGAUCACGCCCGGCUCGCGCCUGAGAUCGUCUCGGCUGCACAGUACCGCAAAUUUGACGAGUUUCAAACUGGCAUCCUGAUCUAUGAGCUCCUGCACCGCCGUAACCCGUUCGAAGCCACGCCGGGCAAAUGCGACUACAGAUGCGACGAGCUGCCGCCGAUCCCCGCCGCCUCCAUCUACUCACCCGGCCUGCAGAGACUGGCGCACCUGCUGCUGGAGCCCGACCCCGGACGCCGCAUCCAUAUCCAGGACGCUCGGUGCAUCCUGCAGGCGCUGCUGUGGGGGCCGCGGCGGGAUAGAGUUAUCAUUGCUUACAGAGAGAAACUCAGCAUGUCUGAAAUUUCGACUCUGGAUCCUGAGAACGUCUGGCUGGAUUCCCUGAAAUCUGCCCGGUGA